GCUGUCUGAGCACAGCGGUGCAGAGAGGGCUUCUGGGGCAGGGGGUCCGCGGGCUGAGAAUUGGGUUGUUAGGGUUCAUUGUGGUCAGUGUCUGAUAGUUGGCUCUAUCAGACAUGGAUGAUUUCAUUAGGAAAGCUAAUGGGCUUGGUUUGCUCAUUUUUGUUUUCAAAGUGUUAGCAUAAAAGCAGAAAACUUUCUUGGGGAAAAAAAAAAUGAAAGAAAAGGAAAAGGCACAGACCAGCGGAGAGACAGCGCUAAGGAAGCAGGGAACCCCAAUGGAUGUCAAUGUGGCCUUGCGCAAAAUUGCCAACUUGCUGAAGCCAGACAAAGAGAUCGUGCAGGACGGCAACCACAUGAUCAUCCGCACGCUGAGCACUUUUAGGAACUACAUCAUGGACUUCGAGGUUGGAAAGGAGUUUGAGGAGGAUCUGACCGGCAUAGACGACCGCAAGUGCAUGACCACAGUGAGCUGGGAUGGGGACAAGCUCGAGUGUGUGCAGAAGGGUGAGAAGGAGGGACGUGGCUGGACCCAGUGGAUUGAAGGUGACGAGCUGCACCUGGAGAUGAGAGUGCAGGGCGUGGUCUGCAAGCAAGUGUUCAAAAAGGUGAACUGAAGCCUGAGCAGACCUCAGUCUCAAGGAAUGAGUGACAUGGAUGAAGGGGCCAGGGUCCCCCCUCUCUGCACAGCAUGGGGCAGAGAUGUCCAGCCACCCCUCUCUGUUAGCAGAAUCUGUCACUUGCCCUUUUCUUCAAACAAAGCCAUCCUAAUAAAAGUGGUCUCUGCUCAAGA
Sus scrofa (pig) is the source of this 790-nucleotide messenger RNA. RefSeq names its product retinol binding protein 1 (gene RBP1). The record is from RefSeq and is a predicted model, not a curated record. NCBI's taxonomy places the organism in Eukaryota, Metazoa, Chordata, Mammalia, Artiodactyla, Suidae. Gene Ontology annotation, molecular function: lipid binding. Gene Ontology annotation, biological process: vitamin A metabolic process; retinoic acid biosynthetic process. Gene Ontology annotation, cellular component: cytosol.